Messenger RNA from Camelus dromedarius (Arabian camel), 2451 nucleotides. It is a transcript of the gene NECAP1, whose product is annotated as NECAP endocytosis associated 1. The record is from RefSeq and is a predicted model, not a curated record. NCBI's taxonomy places the organism in Eukaryota, Metazoa, Chordata, Mammalia, Artiodactyla, Camelidae. Bases 22 to 849 code for a protein of 275 amino acids. The transcript is spliced from 8 exons. Gene Ontology annotation, biological process: endocytosis. Gene Ontology annotation, cellular component: clathrin vesicle coat; membrane.
GGCGCUGAGAGCAGAGCCAAGAUGGCGGCCGAGCUGGAGUACGAGUCUGUGCUGUGUGUGAAGCCCGACGUCAGCGUCUACCGAAUUCCGCCCCGGGCCUCCAACCGCGGUUACAGGGCAUCUGACUGGAAAUUAGACCAGCCUGAUUGGACUGGUCGCCUCCGAAUCACUUCAAAAGGGAAGAUUGCUUACAUCAAACUCGAGGAUAGAGUUUCAGGGGAGCUCUUUGCUCAGGCACCAGUAGAACAGUAUCCUGGCAUUGCCGUGGAGACAGUGACAGAUUCCAGCCGCUACUUUGUAAUCCGGAUCCAGGAUGGUACUGGGCGAAGUGCCUUCAUUGGCAUUGGCUUCUCAGAUCGGGGCGAUGCCUUCGACUUUAACGUCUCUUUGCAAGAUCACUUCAAGUGGGUAAAGCAGGAAUCUGAGAUUUCCAAAGAGUCUCAGGAAAUGGAUGCUCGUCCCAAGCUGGAUCUGGGCUUCAAGGAAGGCCAGACCAUCAAGUUGAGUAUCGGGAACAUUACAACCAAGAAAGGAGGUGCUUCUAAGCCCAAGACUUCAGGGACCGGGGGUCUAAGCUUACUGCCGCCCCCACCGGGAGGCAGAGUCACCAUUCCCCCGCCGUCGUCCUCAGUUGCUAUCAGCAAUCAUGUCACUCCACCACCCAUUCCGAAAUCUACUCAUGGAGGUAGCGAUGCAGAUAUCCUUUUAGACUUGGAUUCUCCUGCUCCCGUCACAGCACCGGCAGCAGCUCCAGUUUCCGCAAGCAGUGACCUGUGGGGGGACUUCAGCACCGCACCCAGCUCUGUUCCAAACCAGGCGCCACAGCCAUCCAACUGGGUCCAGUUCUGAAAAGCAGCGACCGGACAUUAAGGACAGACUUGAAGAACAGAGAUGACCUGAGGGCGCCAAUCUGUGAGGGGAGUUAGGAACCCCUUCCCUCCCCAGAACCAAAAUUACUGGACAAUCUUUGUCACAGCUGCUCCAUUGCGUUCAGGCCGGUUCGUGUCCCUCCCUUACAAUCGUCCUCCGCUGUACAGCCGAGAAAGCAUUUCUUACCUCCUGCUCACUGUCAAGGCGGGGGAAGAGCGGGUCUUAUCGCGCUUGUGGCUGACCGCAGGGCUCGGAGGGCCAGGGUCUCUUUGAGGGGGAUUGACCUCUAACAUCUGUAACAUUCUUCUCCGUCUUUAAAUUCGUUACCUGAUUUUCAGAAUCAUCUCAUGACCCUGUGCGCCUCUUUGCGAAGCCCUGUUUAGCGAUUUCAGGGGAGACAAACACCUUGAGACCUUCUUUUCCAUUAACCCAAGACUCUAAACAUGCACAGACCUCGGUGUUUACAGCCUGAGAAUUUUGAUAGGGGCGGGCAUGAACAAAGACCCGUUUCCUGGGUCUCUGCCGUAGGGCGACCCUCAGGCUCGUCCUCUUCGGGGAGCGUCCGGUGCGGGUGCAGCCCUGUUGCCCUCGUGCGCUUACAUGUCUCUUCCUACGAUAAGAGGGUUGUGUUUGCUGCAUAGUGCACCAUCUUUGAUCAGCGGGGGUCUCGGAUGAUGGGGCUUCGAGGGUCUGUGUUUUCCCAGUUACAUUCAAAGAAGCAUUUACAGUCUUGCAACUCCGUCCGGUGGCUGGUGGCUGCAUUUGAAGCACGGCGUUACGUUGUAACAGCCCCAUCAUCUGACCUAACAUUGAAGGGUUUAGGAUUUUUAACCUGAUUUGUAGAGCAGAGAGGUUGAAAGCACUUAACUCUUGUUCGGUACCCACAUUGCCUUGCUGCCUGAGUGUCUGGCCCCUUUCCAUGGACGUUUAUUUUUCAGUCCACUAGCUCCUCAGUGGAAAGCUGCUAUGACAUGUAUUGUCACUUCUGAAGGGAGCUGAAGAGCCAUGGCUUUGGCUGUGAUAAGUUUUACCCAAAUGAUGGCUUUGACACCCAGGGCAUCUCAAAGGCAAGUUGCUCUCCCACCACUUUCCCUUCCCCCAUCCCGCCAUUCCUUUUACAGUGCUGUGAAGGAGUUCCCGUUCCUAGGUGAAUGGGCACCAUCUAUCUUGUUUGUUAAUGGGGAAUUUUGAGGGUAAAAUGGGAAGACACCAUUUCUUCCCUUAGCUCGUGUUUGGAUGUGUACACUCUGGCUGAAGGGAGUCCUUACGUUUAGUUUCAAAAUAGAUUCUCUCUCUCUUGGAUUUCCUUCUUGACUCUUUUUAACUUUGGGUCCAUUUUCUUUUUUCCGUUGCUUCCCGUUUCAGGCAGCUCUAUUCUUACAGAGCCAUGGCAGGACAUUUAAAAAUUCCAAUAGAAAACACUAAAAGGAAAGUCUGUAGAAUCACUAGUGACUAACUACUGGGAACCUAUUUUCUCAGCCUUCCUCUAUGUUGUGUUCUUUGUAUUCUCAAGAUGAUAAUAUAUUAUGUAUUUGAAUUGCUGAAAAACUGAAAAUGAAGUUUAAGAUAUAUGUAUAUAAA